This is a messenger RNA of Nerophis lumbriciformis (worm pipefish), 1000 nucleotides long. NCBI's taxonomy places the organism in Eukaryota, Metazoa, Chordata, Actinopteri, Syngnathiformes, Syngnathidae. The record is from RefSeq and is a predicted model, not a curated record.
GAAGAAGGAGAACGCGCUCUCCUACGCCAGCAUCUUAGAGCAGCAGAUCCUCAACGUGGACCGAGAGAUGCUGGACAAGCUGUCAGCCAAUCAUGACGAAGCAGGCACCACAUGUCUGGUGGCCCUGCUGUCCGACAGAGAGCUGACAGUGGCCAAUGUUGGCGACUCACGCGGCGUGCUCUGCGACAAAGACGGAAACGCCAUUGCGCUAUCGCACGACCACAAACCGUAUCAGCUCAAAGAGCGCAAGAGGAUCAAGAGAGCAGGAGGCUUCAUCAGUUUUAACGGAUCCUGGAGAGUCCAGGGAAUCCUGGCAAUGUCCCGCUCUCUCGGGGACUAUCCACUCAAGCACCUCAACGUGGUCAUCCCCGAUCCAGACAUGAUGACCUUCGACCUGGACAAACUGCAGCCGGAGUUUAUGAUCUUGGCGUCAGACGGCCUGUGGGACGCCUUCAGUAACGAAGAGGCGGUGCGGUUUGUCCGCGAGCGCCUGGACGAGCCUCAUUUCGGUGCCAAGAGCAUCGUCCUUCAGUCCUUCUACCGCGGUUGCCCCGACAACAUCACGGUCAUGGUGGUCAAGUUCAAAAGCGGGGCGGGAGGGAGUAGCAAGGCCGGGGACUAGGGUCAAGUCCUUUGGGAUGGGAUGAAACUAACAGUAAAACUGGACAUACAAACCUAAUUACGUUCGACUCUUAUAUUCAAGACAUCGCCUAAGAACAAAGUACCCAACCAGUGGGGACGGCGUGGCACGGUUGGCAGAGUGGCCGUGCCAGCAACCUGAUGGUUCCUGGUUCGAUCCCCACUUUCUACCAACUUUGUCAUGUUCGUUGUGUCCUUAAGCAAGACACGUCACCCUUGCUCCUGAUGGGUCGCGGUUAGGGCCUUGCAUGGCAGCUCCCACCAUCAGUGUGUGAGUGAAUGGGUGAAUGUGGAAAUAGUGUCAAAGCGCUUUGAGUACCUUAAAGGUAGAAAAGCGCUAUACAAGUAUAACCCAUUAUAU